This is a messenger RNA of Exserohilum turcica Et28A, 918 nucleotides long. RefSeq lists its product as uncharacterized. Bases 1 to 918 code for a protein of 305 amino acids. The record is from RefSeq and is a predicted model, not a curated record. The transcript has 2 exons. Lineage: Eukaryota; Fungi; Ascomycota; Dothideomycetes; Pleosporales; Pleosporaceae.
AUGCCUCUUCACCUAACCCGUCGGCUUUACUUGUAUCAGUUCUCGCAGAUAAAGUGGAAGAUGCUCGAUUUCGAUCAUCCUGCGUCCAGCACGACAAAGCAUGAAAGGGUUCCGCCGCCUGACACCCCUUCCAAAAAGCGUCAAACUGGUGAGAACGAGUCGAAGCAUCUGCCACCCAAGUCACCAGAGCUUUCUCGCGCCUCCUCCACUUCUACAGGUUUUGCCGCCAAGGAGAGCAAUUCUACACACACCAUGGUAAACACUGCACCGGAACGUCCUCUUCCCGCUUCACCAGGUCCGCCUCACAAGACGUUUGUUCCUGGUCAUCGUCGCAAGUAUUCUUGUGGCGGCUGUGCACAGAGUCUUCCUGCCAACAAAACCAAAGGCGACUGCUUCAAUGACAAGGUCUACAAGGGCAAGAGCUGUGUCCGCUGCAAAGGCAAGGCUUGCCGUCCGCUAAUCCCAGAGGCACGUUCUCCUACUCUCCGUUUGCAGCGCGAGCUUCGAAAAAAGAAGGACCAUCAGAACGAGGGAUACAUGGAGUUUCUUCGCAGCCAGAUUCGCAGUAUCCUACCACCCAACCGGAAGGACGUGCCAGGCAUCAUAGAGGCACGGGUAAAGGCGGGCGAUUUCAAGGACCUCACUGACGGGACGUGUCCGCUGAGGAUGAGGAUGAGUGAGUGGACGAGUCUGACUCCGACACAGAAGCUCACGACAAGACCAAUGCUUCCGCCGUUCCUGGUACGGGUGUUUCCACCCCCACUCGUCCGCCCUCUAUGUGAUCAAGACUGGCCCCUUCAAGCUCUUGGAACGCAUUGCCAAGAACGCGUUCAGGCGGGACUGUCUCGAGAUAGUCGACGCAUGGGAACAGUGUUAGGCAACCCACGCCGGAUGCGUUCCCUGGCGAAGACUACCUAG